This is a messenger RNA of Lactuca virosa, 1680 nucleotides long. Lineage: Eukaryota; Viridiplantae; Streptophyta; Magnoliopsida; Asterales; Asteraceae. The record is from the annotation of a GenBank genome assembly.
AAAUUUUGAUUCAUGUCUUUCUUCCAGUUCCUCCUACUAAUACUCUUCCUCUCAACACAUCAAACUCUAUCUCGAUCUUCUCCGGAUUCAGCCUCCCUAAUAAGAUCGGUCUGCAAGUCGACUCCAUACCCUGAUGUCUGCUUCGACUCCUUGAAGCUAUCAAUCUCCAUAAACAUCAAUGCCAAUGUCGUCCUCCAGUCUCUCCAGUUUGCCAUCAAUGAAGGUGUUAAGCUAUUACCCUUUUUGUCAAACACCGAUGGUAAUAUCAUCGAGAAACAAAAGGGAACCAUCCAAGAUUGCAACGAACUCCACCAAAUAACUCUUUCCUCAUUAAAGAAGUCGCUUUCUAGACUCACCACAACUUCGUCUUCUUCUUCCUCGAAUAAGUUAGCAGAUGCCGGGGCCUUCCUGUCGGCAGCUGUCACCAACAAGAAUACUUGUUUAGAAGGCCUAGAGUCGGCUUCGGGUCCUCUAAAACCACUCCUAGUCGACACCAUAACCACUGCUUACAAGCAUGUUAGCAAUUCUCUUUCACUUCUCUCUGCAUCUAGUUCGAAGCAAAAAGAUAAGUCAAAACACCACAAGACCACCAACAAAGGAAUGGAUCUUCCAAAAUGGUUAUCCGGGAAAGAUCGCAAGAUUUUCCGCAAUGAUUAUGAAGAUGAUAAUGAUGACUAUGACUAUGAUUACAACACGCUAACUGUGGCAAACGAUGGGAGUGGCAACUUCACCACCAUUACUGACGCCAUAAACUUUGCUCCAAACAAUAGUGUUGACAGGGUCUUAAUCUACAUUAAACAGGGGUUGUAUGAAGAAAAUGUAGAGAUUCCUAGUUAUAAAACAAACAUCGUUCUGCUUGGAGAAGGAAGUGAUAUCACUACAAUCAGUGGUAACAGAAGUGUGAUUGAUGGUUGGACUACUUUCCGAUCCGCCACUGUUGCUGUCUCAGGAGAAGGAUUCUUGGCACGUGAUAUUGGAUUUCAUAACAUAGCAGGACCAGAGAAGCACCAGGCUGUUGCUCUUCGUGUCAAUGCAGACUUAGCCGCUGUCUACAGAUGUGCAAUAAGCGGUUAUCAAGACACGUUGUACGUCCACUCCUUCAGGCAAUUUUACAGAGAAUGCGACAUUUAUGGGACUAUAGAUUACAUAUUCGGUAAUGCAGCCGUGGUGUUUCAGGGAUGCAAUAUUAUAUCCAGAAUGCCCAUGCCCAGCCAGUUCACGGUGAUCGCCGCCCAGUCCAGAGACUCACCGGAUCAACAAACAGGAAUUUCGUUCCAGAAUUGUUCCAUUUUGGCUACGGAUGAUCUCCGAGAUCGCUCUUCCUUUGUUAGAAAUUCAACUAGUAUCCCCGCAGUGAAAAGCUAUCUUGGGAGGCCAUGGAGGACGUACUCUCGCACCGUUUUCAUGGAGUCGUACAUUGAUAAUUUAAUUGACCCAAUGGGGUGGAUUCAUUGGUCAUCCAAAGAUGAAGGUUUGGAGAGCUUAUAUUAUGGCGAGUAUGGUAACAUUGGACCUGGUUCAAGGGUAGAGGGUCGAGUUAGCUGGCCUGGUUACCACGUCAUGGAUUAUAAUGAAGCUACUAAUUUUACAGUAUCAGAAUUCAUCGCCGGCGAAGAGUGGCUAGACUCUACAUCGUUUCCUUACGAUGAUUGGGUUUGAUGUAAUUUAGUAAUAGGUGUG